Molecule: messenger RNA, 1146 nt
Organism: Microthlaspi erraticum
Lineage: Eukaryota; Viridiplantae; Streptophyta; Magnoliopsida; Brassicales; Brassicaceae
Source: the annotation of a GenBank genome assembly
AUGUUCGGCACUCCGUCUUCCUCGUCGGCGUUCGGCACUGCGUCGUCCACACCGGCGUUCGGUGCGUCUUCAGCCUUUGGCUCGUUUUCUCCUUCCCCGGCGUUCGGUACACCAUCAUCCACGCCUGCGUUCGGAACGCCGUCGACAUCUUCCUUCUCCACUGGCGGAUUUGGCUCCUCACUCUUCUCUACUCCCUUCUCAUCCCAACAGCCACAGCAGCAGCAACAGCAGCAGCAGCAGCCGAGCUCGCUGUUCGCGCAACCACCGGCAUCUACCAGUUUUGGUUUUCAGUCACCGUUCAACACGACACAGCAGCAGACGCCUUUCCCAAAUGCGCAAUUGACCACUCAGAUGGCUCCCGUUGCUCCCAUUGCCUUUUCUCUCGCCGAUCGUGAUGUCCAGGCCAUUAUUGAAGCGUAUAAGGAAGAUCCGACGAAUUCCAAGUUUGCUUUUAAGCAUCUUUUGUUCAGUGUGACUGAGCAACAGUACCGGCACAAGCCUGCAACUGUAUCAGAUAUAAUGUGGGCAGAGGCAAUGAGCAAACUCGAAGGCAUGGAUUCAACAGAAAGAGAGCGCCUGUGGCCUCAGCUUGUCCAAGGCUUUAAAGAUCUUUCUCAGCGCCUCAAGCUUCAAGAUGAAGUUCUCGUCUCAGAUAGGGAAAGAAUAAAAACGACUCAGAGCAACGUCAAAAUGCUUCAGAGGCAUUUGCAAGCACAUACCUUUCCAUCCAUUGAAAAGUUGAGACAGAAGGAGCAGAAUCUUCAACGACGCAUGUUGAGGGUUAUGAGGAUAAUAGAGAGCUUAGAGGGAAAGGGUUUUCGGUUACCCUUGACAAAAGGAGAGGCUGAACUGUCAGAGAAGUUAACUGGAAUAACAAGACAGGUGAAAGGUCCUGGAGCAGAGCUUUCUAGGAGGGUGCAAAGUCUGCAGUCUAUAUCUCGCGCUCAAGCACAUUCCUUCUCUGCUGGUAGUUCCAUUUAUCUCCCGGGGUCAACUAAAAUAGACGAGCAGAGCCUGAUUGAUAUGCAGGAGGUAUUGCAACAGGAGACCGAAGCCGUAGGAAGACUUGGGAACGUAUUGAAGCGAGACUUGAGAGAUACGGAAAUCAUGGUGGCUGAAGAUACAGAAAUGACUCAAGACGCAUAA